CGCAGCCGGGGGUAACCUUGAGGCUGCGGCCGCGGGUUCCCGCACUGGAUCGACGCUCGCCGCCUGUGCGCGUCUCUUUGCUCCGUCUGCUCGGACGCUCGCCCGGCCUCGCCGCAGCUCUGCAGGGAAAAUCUUAUUCAGCUCUGAGCAGUCUUGGCAAGUGGGGCCACAGAGACACCCUGAGCAAACUCGCUACCAGCAUUCUGUCACCGGAAGCCCAAGUCCAGAGAACACAAGUUCCCCGGGACCCAGGACCCCAGCAGCCAUGUCAAAGCACCAGAGUGACGUCGGGACUGCCUUCAUCCAGACCCAGCAGCUGCACGCGGCCAUGGCCGACACCUUCCUGGAGCACAUGUGCCGCCUGGACAUCGACUCGGCACCCAUCACGGCCCGCAACACGGGCAUCAUCUGCACCAUCGGCCCAGCCUCCCGAUCGGUGGAGAUGUUGAAGGAGAUGAUUAAGUCUGGAAUGAACGUGGCUCGUCUGAACUUCUCUCACGGCACUCAUGAGUACCACGCAGAGACCAUCAAGAAUGUGCGCACAGCCACGGAGAGCUUUGCCUCUGACCCCAUUCUCUACCGGCCAGUUGCUGUCGCCCUGGACACUAAGGGACCUGAGAUCCGAACUGGGCUCAUUAAGGGCAGUGGCACCGCGGAGGUGGAGCUCAAGAAGGGCGCCAAGCUCAAGAUCACUCUGGAUAACGCCUACAUGGAAAAGUGUGACGAGAACACCCUGUGGCUGGACUACAAGAACAUUUGCAAGGUGGUGGAAGUGGGCAGCAAGAUCUAUGUGGAUGAUGGUCUCAUUUCUCUGCAGGUGAAGGAGAAAGGUCCUGACUACCUGGUGACUGAGGUGGAGAACGGAGGCUCCCUGGGCAGCAAGAAGGGUGUGAAUCUCCCCGGAGCUGCUGUGGAUCUGCCUGCUGUGUCGGAGAAGGACAUCCAGGAUCUGAAGUUUGGGGUCGAACAGGAUGUGGAUAUGGUGUUCGCAUCUUUCAUCCGCAAGGCAGCGGAUGUUCAUGAGGUCAGGAAGGUCCUUGGAGAGAAAGGAAAGAACAUCAAGAUCAUCAGCAAGAUCGAGAACCAUGAGGGCGUUCGGAGGUUUGAUGAGAUCCUGGAAGCCAGCGAUGGCAUCAUGGUGGCCCGUGGUGACCUCGGUAUUGAGAUCCCUGCGGAGAAGGUCUUCCUUGCGCAGAAGAUGAUGAUUGGACGGUGCAAUCGGGCUGGGAAGCCAGUUAUCUGCGCCACCCAGAUGCUGGAGAGCAUGAUCAAGAAGCCACGCCCCACUCGGGCCGAGGGCAGCGACGUGGCCAACGCGGUGCUGGACGGAGCAGACUGCAUCAUGCUGUCCGGGGAGACAGCCAAGGGCGACUACCCGCUGGAGGCCGUGCGCAUGCAGCACCUGAUAGCUCGGGAGGCCGAGGCAGCCAUGUUCCACCGCCAGCUGUUUGAAGAACUUGUGCGCACGUCCAGUCACUCCACAGACCCCCUGGAGGCCAUGGCCAUGGGCAGCGUGGAGGCUUCCUAUAAGUGCUUAGCGGCAGCUUUGAUAGUUCUGACGGAGUCUGGCAGGUCAGCUCACCAGGUGGCCAGAUACCGCCCCCGUGCCCCCAUCAUUGCUGUGACCCGGAAUCACCAGACGGCCCGCCAGGCCCACCUGUACCGUGGCAUCUUCCCCGUGGUGUGUAAGGACCCAGUGCAGGACGCGUGGGCUGAGGAUGUAGACCUCCGGGUGAACUUGGCCAUGAAUGUCGGCAAGGCCCGAGGCUUCUUCAAGAAGGGAGACGUGGUCAUUGUGCUGACAGGGUGGCGCCCUGGCUCUGGCUUCACCAACACCAUGCGUGUGGUUCCCGUGCCGUGAUGGGCCGCAGAGCCCCAUCUCCAGCCCCUGCCCCACCCCUCCCCCAACCCGUCCAUUAGGUCAGCAACCGCUUGUAGUGCUCACUCUGGCUGUAGUGUGGCACUCGUGGGCUGGGGCAGCAAGGCGGACGAGUGCCUCUGAACCGUGGCUCUGUGUAAGACCCUGCUCAGGGGGCUCCCCCAAAGCCACUGCCCAUCAUGUGUCCCUGCUGCAGUGAGGGGCAAGAGAGGGUUGCAGGACUGACUCUAGGCCCCAGAGAUAACAGAGGGCAGCAGCUCUGCCUCCUUUGUGCCCUAUGUCCACUUCCUGUAGAAAAUGGAUUUCCAGACAACUAGCCCUGGCCAGGGGUCAGAAGACAGCAAGAGAGGGGGCCGCAGAGCCAGGGGCAGGGGGUCCCGGUGAAGCUGGCUCUGACCCUGACUCGCUCCUGCUUCUCCAGCCCCCUAGGCUCCCCUCUCCCACCUUGUCGUGCCUCGUGCACAUCCGUCCCUGCACUCCACUCAGCAGUGGCCGCAGACAAACACUCCACCCGCCUGCCAUUCCCCGGCCGCUGCAGCCUUCUCCAGGCCUGUUGCUAUAGAACCUACCUGUAUGUCAAUAAACAACAGCUGAAGCA
Messenger RNA from Sorex fumeus (smoky shrew), 2477 nucleotides. It is a transcript of the gene PKM, whose product is annotated as pyruvate kinase M1/2. Gene Ontology annotation, cellular component: cytoplasm. Gene Ontology annotation, biological process: cellular response to insulin stimulus; glycolytic process. Gene Ontology annotation, molecular function: pyruvate kinase activity; magnesium ion binding; potassium ion binding. The record is from RefSeq and is a predicted model, not a curated record. Lineage: Eukaryota; Metazoa; Chordata; Mammalia; Eulipotyphla; Soricidae. The transcript is spliced from 12 exons. The coding region runs from base 266 to 1861 and encodes 531 amino acids.